Molecule: messenger RNA, 342 nt
Organism: Aspergillus novofumigatus IBT 16806
Lineage: Eukaryota; Fungi; Ascomycota; Eurotiomycetes; Eurotiales; Aspergillaceae
Exons: 1
Coding region: 1-342 (113 amino acids)
Source: RefSeq, a predicted model, not a curated record
AUGCUACCUGCCUGGCAUGGGGCCUCUCUGACUACCUCUCUCUCUACCUCUCUCCCUGGCCUCUCUCCCUGCCUUACUGCCUGCCUUACUGCCUGCCUUACUGCUGCCUCGCUGCCUGCCUUGCUGCCUGCCUCGCUGCCUGCCUCGCUGCCUGCUCGCUGCCUGCCUCACAUGGGCCUCUGGGGCUGCCUCACCCGGCACUGGGCUGCUACCAACCCUGGCUGGAUCCACCUCCAGCUCUGCCUAAUUGGGAUCAUACCCAUCACAUAUCUGCUCCCUGGGAUCCGCAUCGCUGGUAAUACUGCUGCUGAUACCCAUCCACCAACUCCAUCCAAAUACUGA